CGCGCGGUGCUUCCGGUCAAAAUGUCUCCCGGCAUGUUCCAGUUCAACGAGGCGCGGCAGAAGUUCAGUGUUUGUACAAAAGAAGCUUUGAAGAGUAAAAAUAUCAGACCACUAAUUCUUAUCUUCAGCCAGUUGAGUGGAGGUGAAACAGAAAAGAAAACAACACUGGAUCAGGCAUUCAGAGGUAUUCUAGAAGAAAAAAUUUUAGAACAAGGCGAAUGUGAAGAUUUCUUGUCUAUUAUCUCCCUCAGCAUUAAUGGAGUGAAUGAAGGCAUCUGCUCUGCAACAACACCCUUCUUACUGCUUGGUGAUGUUCUUGAUUGCCUUCCUCUUGAUCAAUGUGACAGAAUAUUCACUUUCGUAGAAAAAAAUGUUGGAACUUGGAAAUCUGCAACAUUUUACUCCGCUGGAAAAAACUACUUGUUAAGAAUGUGCAAUGAUCUCCUACGAAGACUUUCCAAGUCGCAGAACACUGUUUUCUGCGGAAGAAUCCAGCUAUUCCUGGCAAGGUUGUUUCCUUUAUCAGAAAAGUCAGGCCUCAAUCUGCAGAGCCAGUUUAACCUUGAAAAUGUCACUGUGUUUAAUACCAAUGAACAGGAUAGUACCCUGGGGCUGAAGAAUUUGCAGCACACAGAAGAUAGAGAAGAUGGAAUGGAAGUUGAAGAGGGAGAGACAGGUGACGAGGAACCUCCUACAACUUGCUCUGUUCCCAUUGAUUAUAACCUAUAUCGGAAGUUUUGGUCACUCCAAGACUUUUUCAGAAAUCCAUUGCAGUGUUAUGAGAAAAUUUCUUGGAAGACAUUUUUGAAGCAUUCAGAUGAAGUGUUGGAUGUUUUCAGAAGCUACAAACUGGAUGAUAUGCAGGCUUCAAAGAAGAAGCAGGAAGAAUUAAAACCACCAGGGGAGGAACAUGUUUACUUUGCUAAAUUCCUGACCAGUGAGAAGCUGAUGGACCUACAACUGAAUGAUAGCAACUUUAGACGACAUAUCCUUUUACAAUAUUUGAUAUUGUUUCAGUACCUGAAGGGCCAAGUCAAAUUUAAAAGCUCCUAUUGUGUAUUAACUGAUGAACAAUCUCUUUGGAUUGAAGAUACCACCAAAGCAGUUUAUCAGUUGUUCAAAGAGACACCACCUGAUGGAGAAAAGUUUUCCAGCAUGGUAGAGCAUAUACUACACAGUGAAGAAAACUGGAUUGCGUGGAAAAAUGAAGGCUGUCCAAGUUUUGUUAAAGAAAGACCACCUGAAUCUAAAAUUCCAAAGCCUGGAAGGAAAAGACCUGCUCCUGAAGAUUUCUUUGGAAAGGGACCAAAUAAGAAGGUCUUGAUGGGAAAUGAAGAGCUGACACGGCUAUGGAAUCUCUGCCCUGAUAACAUGGAGGCGUGCAAGUCUGAGAGCAGGGAGUUUAUGCCCAGUUUAGAAGAGUUUUUUGAAGAAGCUAUUGAACAAGCUGAUCCCGAGAACAUGGUUGAAGAAGAGUAUAAGGUGGUAAAUAAUUCCAAUUAUGGUUGGAGGGCAUUGAGGCUGCUUGCUCGAAGAAGUCCGCAUUUUUUCCAGCCAACUAAUCAACAAUUCAAGAGUUUGCCCGAGUACCUAGACAAUAUGGUUAUCAAAUUGGCUAAGGAAUUACCUCCUCCAUCUGAAGAAAUAAAGACAGCAGAGGAUGAAGAUGAGGAAGAAGACAAUGAUGAUGCACUUCUAAAAGAAAGCAAUGAAAGUCCUGAUGUGCACACUAAGCUUGUAACAGGUGAACAGAUAGAUAUAUUUGCCAGCAAGCUUGGAGAACAGUGGAAAGUAUUGGCACCACACUUUGAAAUGAAGGAGUCUGACAUCUGUGGAAUCGAGUCUGAUAGUGAGGAUGUGAAGAUGCGUGCUAAGCUGCUGCUGGUUGCUUGGCAUGAUCGGGAGGGAUUGCAAGCUACAGUGGAGAAUUUUUUGUCUGCAUUGAUUGAUGCUGGUUUGACUGAACUUGCAGAAAUCCUGACAAAUGAGGCUGACAGCAUCAGCUAGUUAUUAACUAAAGAACUAAACAAGUGUACAAAUUGACCUUGUUUUCUUUUUUUACUGUUCUAUUUCAAAUAAUGAGGCAAUGAAUUUUACAAGUUUUUUAUAUAUAUAAACCAGUUUCUGUAAUAUGGAGAUUUUUUGGUUUAACUAUCCUUAUUACACCUAUGUUGAUUCAGCUCUAACCAAAAGGAUUUGUGUUCAUGGCCUAAACUUGGCAUGGUGUUUCAAUCUCUCCAUAGUUAACUUUUACAAUGGUAAGGAAUUGUUGCCUCAUUAAAGUUGCAGCCAUCUUAAGUGUAAUUCUUAACUCUUAUAGCACACUUUUGUAUUUGAAUUAAUUAGUGGAUAGAUAUGAAUAACUACUUGCCACCUUCUAAGUUGAAGAUGGAAGUAUACAAGUAAAUGUGAUCCAUUGUUCAGAAUUUCUACUUAUGGGAAAGGAGGAUCUUAAAUUUAGAAAUGAAGAUGAUGUUCUUUUGAUUCAGUUGACAUCCACCUUGGAGGUACAUAAUGAUAAAGGGUAUAAUUCAAAUCAUUUCAGGGUUUUAUCUUUAUGUUUGCAGCUCAGAUUGGAUUCUAAGAUGUAAAACUUGCCUUGCUAUGCUCUGCCAGCACACAACACAUAGGAAACAUUUGAAUGAUCAGUGACAGUUUAAGCAAUGAAUAUUGUCCAAAUGUACAUUUAGAGUUUAGUCCUGCAAAUACAAAUGCAAAAUGUAGAGUUGGUGUGCCCAAACUUUUGAUCUCCACAUUUUCUAAUUGUUCAGUUUUGUUUGAAAUCAUUUAUUUACAAGUUAUCAUGUAAGCCUAGUAGUGAGUGUAACAAAAUUAUUUAAUGAUAUGCCACUUGUUAUUGAUGCAAAAAGAUUAGGGUGCCAAGAAGCCAAAACAAUACAGAUCUGAGCAGCAUUGGACUAGGAGGUUAAGAGGUGGGAGCAAAUCCACAGAUGGUUUUGAACAAAAUGAGAAUUUAAAAUUCAUAAUGAGUCAAGUAUUUGGCUGUGGACCAUUCUAAAAUACUCCAACAAUUUCCUUUAACUGUACUGUAGCCCCUGUUUAAACCCUGUUGCUUUUUCCAGGAUUUCAGUUGUGCUAAUGCCUCAGCUGUUUACUUUAGGUGUAAAGCCAUUUUGCUCACCAUCAUUUUCGGGCUCUACACCUGCUUAUGCCACCUUUCAUCUUCCCCUUACAAUCAUCUACACUUCUAGGUAAGGCCUUUCCAGUUCAUAAACCUAGAAGCAAAUCUUGUGUUAUCAUACCAUUAACAGAAGAACAUAUUUCAGGUAACAAUUCAGUCAUUACAGAAAAGGCUCAUUUCUAAAAGUUGUUGCAAUUGUUUGGGAAAUUAAAAACAUCACAUUGCUCACAAAGAAAAGCAAUACAAAUCAGGCAGGCAACUCUUGUUUUAAAUUGAAAAGGGAACUACUCAAAUCCUGCAUAUGAUUUUAAACAGAACUGUAGAUAGCAAAAAUCUGAAAUUUUCUGAAACUUCUGCAGAGAUAGCCUUCUACUCUGAUGUAAAGUUAAGCAUAUGUGUUAUAUUUUCAUAGGCAUUGUAAUUAGCACCUAAGACAAAUACAACUUAAUUGAGUAGUAGGAAAUCAUGCCAUGUGUGGAUUCUUCAGGACUUACACAGGCAUUCAUCUAAGAGACACAUCCUGUUAAGAACAGUGGUACUAAGGAUCUCCUGGAAAGAGUAUUUCAGACUUCUCCUCACUGGAACUUGGUCCUUGACACAAGCACCAGUCUUGCUACCUCCUUGACUGAUUAGAAAUCAAAAAGGCCAUUUGUAUUAGAGAAGCAAGACCAUGGAGCAAAUGGUAUCCCUGAAGUUUUAAACCUUGACAGAGUUUAGUUACAAGUUCACUACCUCAUCUCCCAAGUCUUGGAAGGGGAGGAUAUGCCAGGAGACCAUCCUCAAGAAAGCAAUCCAGUUGUAGUAGUGGUCUCCCUGCAUUCUACCACAGGAAAGCCCUCUUUAACUGCCUCCUCCCCUGAUUAUAGGGUGGAUUCUAUCCAUUUUGAGGCGCAAUGGACAUGAUCUGAAUUGCAUGUUGACUACAAGAGAAAUGCAGGAAGUGGCACCAACCCUCAGACAAUCAUCUCUACAUGAAGCAUGCAAGUAUUGAUCACAAAAGUCCAAAUAAACCAAACUUGGAGCAGAUUUGUAUCAAGCAAAGCUACAUCAUCAUACUGGCACUUUUUAAAUCUUGCUCGCCACAAAUGCUGCACCUUGCCUCCAUCAAGCUUCCUGCUCGCGUGGUAUCGAACAGCAGGACAAAUCAUGUCACCUUCACUCCAGAACCAAGGCCACCCCAACUUAAAUCAUCACAGAUACUAUAGACUUUCACUGAACCAUAACAGAGAAUAGGUCUUCCACUUAAAUCCACAGAACAAAGGUCAUCUACCAAUCUAUCCUCCAACAAUAAAGGUCCAUGACAUACAUAAUAAUAAAAAAAAAAUCACAAGUUUCAAGUUCCAACAACUUGUCCUGGUCCAGCCACAGAUGCUAUGGGCAUAAUUACACACGGUCUGCUCCAAUGGUUAGGCCACAUCAUCCCCAUGUCUAAUCCCAGACUCCAAAAAUAGACACUCUUUGCCAAACUGUCACAGCAAGAGAUUAUCAGAUGAAGGGAGAAAAAGAUUCAAGUUGGUUCUCAAGGUACAUCCACCAUCUCAAUGGAAUCCUUGGACCAUGACCACUGAAAUUUGAGAAGGCCAUCCGGAAUGAACCUCAAGUCCAUUCACCAAGAACACAUCACCUCCCAAAUUAUCCAUCUGACUGCCUAGUCACUCAAGGACAACCUGUCCCACCUGUGGCAGUCUGCAGGCCCCACACUGGCUUCACCUUCAGUGGAAAUCAUCCUUAACCCUGUUUAAAGACAGACAAACUGGAAUACAGUUCUACAUCAUCAGCCACAGGGGCCAAUAUACAAUAUAGAUGCUAAUGUGAAAUUUUAAGUGCCAAUAUUUAUUAUUUGGCAUUAGUUAAACUUUGACUAAUUUCUUUGAGAGCUGCUCUAUAUUACUUAGAAGUCAAAUUAUUUAAAUUUCUAAGCAAAGGCUAUUGUAAUAGUAUUAUAGUUCCAUUAUCAUUGCUUGUGGCAAGCAUCAUCGUCAGGAGAAAACACAACAGGACUUUACAGCCAAUUAAUUACUUCUUAAGUGUAUCCACUAUUGGAAUGUAGAGUAUCAUGAUUACAGUUACCUCUGGAUAAUGCCAAUAUAGCAAAUAAGUAACACGCCAUGAAUAAGUCAUUGAACCCAGAAGAAUGUAGUUCUUGCUGAUCCUGCUUACCUUUAUAGAUGGCUGAAGAUCCAACCAACCAAAAUGAAUGUAUUUGAUGAAAAUUCUGAACGAGAGUACCAGCUCAAAUUAAUGAACCUAGAAUUGGAAGCAACUAUUUUGCACAGAUAAAAAAAAUUCCUUGGAGCAAAAUUAACAUUAAAAGGUAUGUUCCAAGAUUGCAAGUACAACAAAUUUUCCCAAGCAGUAACAUUAGCUUUUUAAGUACUUACAUAGAUUUCUCCAUGGAGAAAUGGAAGUGGCAAAAAAAUUCAGAGAAUACCAACUCCAUGAGUCCAGAGUUAUCAUUUUUAUUUCAUUAGCCAAAAUAAAAAAAAUAACUUUUUCUUCUGUAGAUGUUCUGAUCUGCUAAAUGUUUCCAACAUUUUCGAUUAUUAUUUCAGAUUUCUAGCAUCUGCAGUUUUGAGCCAUGUUGAUUCCUAGAGAUGAACCUUCAUGAUUCAUCGGGCUUCCACUUGAUUAAUGUGUAAAUGUGCAAGAUCAGCAGCAGUGUAUAAUGCAAGUUUGUGCCCACUACCUUGGCAGCUGCCAUGAUUCUUUUUAUUCACAAAUCAUUUGCCUUCCCAUUCUUUGCUACAGCAAGCUAAUGUGUGCAUUUGUUUUCUGAAGAAGAAUGAGCAAUCCACAGUUCAGUAAAUAAAGGGAGAUGGGAAGGGUAAAUUAGCCAUCAUCAUACAUUUGACAAAUUCCAUUAAUGCUGAUCCACUCUCUAUCAAUUUGGAUUUUGCUCUUGAAUGGUUUCAAAGUGGAUGGUGUUUGGAACUCCACUGAUUCUAAUCACAUAUUGGACAACCAUCUUGUUAAAAGAAAAAAGCUCUGCAGUCUCUGCAGGGUUUACAAACUCAUAUUUCUUAGUACGGCAUAGGUGUAAUUUUCUUCAUAAAGUUCAAAAAGCUACACUUUAAGCUUGAAAUUUAGGGAAAUAAGCAGAGAGAAAAACAGAUCAGGCACCAGCCAUUGCAGAGGACAGACAACCCAAUGAAGUUCCUUACCCAGGCUGAUACGAAUCAAGCCUCAAGACAGGACAUAAGCUUAUUAUCAUAUUAUUCACUCUUGGAAAAGAAAAGCUUAAUCCACACACAACUUUAGAAAUUUAGGUUUGGGGGACUUUAAUCUAAUAUUAUUGGGUGAUGAAUCACAAACAGGUUCAAACAAUUAAGUUAUUUUUCCAAUUAUGUUCAAAUAAUAGUUGAACUUCAAAGUUUUAGCAAAUCAUAAGGUUUAUGAAUUUACUUUGUACAAUAAAAUGUGGUUUCAGGCAAACUAGUUUUGGUUGGAACAGCAAUACAAUGGUUAGAAAAACUAGAACUUUUUAGAAUUAGGCUUAAUUGCAAUGUAAAAUUUACAAUG
Pristis pectinata (smalltooth sawfish) is the source of this 6661-nucleotide messenger RNA. RefSeq names its product THO complex 1 (gene thoc1). Gene Ontology annotation, molecular function: protein binding. Lineage: Eukaryota; Metazoa; Chordata; Chondrichthyes; Rhinopristiformes; Pristidae. Gene Ontology annotation, cellular component: THO complex part of transcription export complex. The record is from RefSeq and is a predicted model, not a curated record. Gene Ontology annotation, biological process: signal transduction; regulation of DNA-templated transcription elongation; mRNA export from nucleus. Bases 22 to 2007 code for a protein of 661 amino acids. The transcript is spliced from 21 exons.